Molecule: messenger RNA, 1555 nt
Organism: Neoarius graeffei (lesser salmon catfish)
Lineage: Eukaryota; Metazoa; Chordata; Actinopteri; Siluriformes; Ariidae
Exons: 6
Coding region: 1-807 (268 amino acids)
Biological process (GO): response to bacterium
Source: RefSeq, a predicted model, not a curated record
AUGACUUGUUUGUGGAUUUUAAUUUUGAUUUUCAGCACCAUGUAUCCAGUCCAACCUGGUAGACGCUGGGUUGCUGCACAAUCCCUCACAGAGUCAGGAGUUUAUCAGCCUGAUAAAGAGCUCAGUGUGGAUAUCGGAGACUCGGCGACUCUGCAGUGUUGUAUUUCUGAAAAUGAAAUUGGGAUAAUCGCCUGGUUUAAGCAACCAAACAGACAAAAACCUCAGCUUAUAGUCACAGUGUAUAAAACCGCUGGAGAAACAUUUUACAAAGAAUCCCAAAAGUCACGUUUCCAAAUAGAAAGAUCUUCAAACUGCUUAAAUAUGAAAAUUUUAAAAAUGACUCAGUCUGAUGAAGCCAUGUACUACUGUGCACUGACGGAUCCUGACCCCGUGUUUGCAGAUGGAACUUAUUUAAAAAUUAAAGGUGAACAUGUUACUAUUGAAUCAGAAACAUCUAAACCAGCUCUGGGUGAUAAUUCAGUGGGCUGUGAACCAACACUGCAUGGAAACAGCACUAACAUGAACACACAAGAGAAAACAGUGCUCGGUUUGGGAACGGCUUUGGGUUUGUGUGCACUUCUGAUUUUCUGUCUCAUUUAUUUCAUACUGAGGAGAAGAAAAUGGGAUAAAAGUAAAGAAGAUUUUCCAGGAAUGACGCAGGAAUCUGAAGCUGAAACACUGAAUUAUGCAGCUGUGCAAUUCUCUAAGAGGAACCCCAAAGCUGAAACAAAGAAAACUGGCUCUUCAGAUGAGUGUGUGUACUCCGGUGUGAAGAAAACUCUAAGAUGUAACAGAAAUAAUUUAUAACGCAUGGUACUGUUACACGGCAAAUACAAUGACUAUUGUUCAUUACCAUGAUAUAAUAUGAUAUGACAUAUGAUAUGCCAACAGAAAAAAGCAGAAUAGCCCAGAAAUCAUACAUUUGUUUACACUAAUCUCAUAAUAAGAAUUAUAUUAAAGUUGCCUGUAUUUAAGAUUUUUUUAUUUGCAGUGUCGAGAGAUGUCUGUGCUCAAGGUUUUUAUUUCUGUGCACACAUUUAAAAUAACUACUGGUGUUUUUUCAUGAUGAUUUCUUUCGGUUCAAGUGUCAGUAUGUUAACUUUCAGUAAGAGUGACCUUGUAAAAAUCCAACUUGUAUGUUUUUUUUGUUUUUAGUUUCAUGAGUUCAGUAAUGCCCCUGUGUUGGGCUCAUUUGUAUGUCUGAUUUUUAACACAGUAAAUGUAAAAAGCAAUUUCGUAAAAAAAAGUAACAAAAACAUGGUCUUUAACAUUAUUCUGAAAAUUAUUCUGUGAGUAAUGUUCCAUUUCUAGUGUAUUUUCAAAAAAGAUGUGGCUUGCCUAGAAAUGCAAGUUACUGUCUAUUUGACUGUGACCUCGACAUUACUGAAUGUCAUUUAUGAUAUGAUUUACAUCUUUAGAGACUCAGAUAGUGGUGUGAAUUUUACCAGUGGAAGUGAAACCAGUGAAUGCAGUGAGGAUAAUUAAAUCAGCAAUAAAAAAUACAACAAAUCUAACAGAUGGAUUAAUCUUAAUAUAGACCCUGUUGCAGAAAUGA